UCACGGUUUUGGAGAGAGCACUCGUGAGUAUUGUCCCUUGCUUGCAUUUCCUCGAUACAUGCUGACUUGGCCGUACCCGCCUUGAGGGGCAACAGAGCAUGCCUUACGCAGCGAGCCACGGCGGUUGCUGCCACCCACGGCGGCGGCGGCCACCCACGGUUUCGGAGAGAGCACUCGUGAGUAUCGUCCCUUGCGUUUCCUCCUCAUACAUGCUAACUCGGCGGCAUCCGCCUCGAGGGGCAACAGGGCAUGCCUUACGCAGCGAGCCACGGCGGUGGCGGUUACUGCCACCUACGGUUUCGGAGAGAGCACUCGUGAGUAUCGUCCCUUGCGUUUCCUCCUCAUACAUGCUAACUCGGCGGCAUCCGCCUCGAGGGGCAACAGGGCAUGCCUUACGCAGCGAGCCACGGCGGUGGCGGUUACUGCCACCUACGGUUUCGGAGAGAGCACUCGUGAGUAUCGUCCCUUGCGUUUCCUCCUCAUACAUGCUAACUCGGCGGCAUCCGCCUCGAGGGGCAACAGGGCAUGCCUUACGCAGCGAGCCACGGCGGUCGUUGCCACCCACGAUUUCGGAGAGAGCCCUCGUCGUCCCUCGAGACAACCGGCUGAGCCGCAGACCCUCCAGUCAUCAGUAUGGCGAGCCGCAAGGAGGCCAUCGGGGCCAUCGAGGCCAUCGAGGCCAUCCUUGGUAGGAGACACAAUCACCCCUAUUUGCGGCUGAUCACCGCGGAGGGGCGUCACACUCGGCUAUCGAGGCCAUCGAGGCCAUCCUUGGCAGGGGACACAAUCACCCCUAUUUGCGGCUGAUCACCGCGGAAAGGCGUCACACUCGGCUAUCGAGAGAAUGGUGGCGAUUGAGCGGGGCGAGCGGGGCACGGUCGGGGCCUCUAGGAGAUCUUCUCUUUCCGUCUUCGAAAGAAUGUGAGUCGACUGUCCCGAUACUCGAUCCGAUAGCCCAGACCAUGCUGACUCGAAACCAGCGGCCUGGGGCCAAGUAAGGCUCCGUGUUUCCGCCCCCGGUUCGCCGCCCCCGCGGCU
Trematosphaeria pertusa is the source of this 1038-nucleotide messenger RNA. RefSeq lists its product as uncharacterized. The record is from RefSeq and is a predicted model, not a curated record. The coding region runs from base 99 to 692 and encodes 197 amino acids. The transcript has a single exon. Lineage: Eukaryota; Fungi; Ascomycota; Dothideomycetes; Pleosporales; Trematosphaeriaceae.